CGAAUCCUCGGUCCUUUUCCCGAGACAGCAGCGGGACUCCAGCUCCCAGGGUGCACCGCGGCCGGCAGACUGUAAACAAUCCCAUGAAGGACGAAGAGGCGGAUGAUCGUGUUUGUGCGGUACAACCUGGCGCCCGGCGUGGCCGUGGAGCUGCAGGCGGAGGCCAGGGUGGCUGAGCUGAAGGAGCUGGUGGGGCGUCAGCAGGGAGUCCCUCCUCAGGAGCUCCGGGUUCUGUUUGCCGGCAGGGAGCUGCAAAGCUCCGCCUCCCUCCAGGGUUGUGACCUGCCUGAGCAGAGCACAGUCCAUGUGGUGCUCCCCCCUCCCGACUCCUCCUCCUCCCAGCUGCUCCUGCUGCAGGAGCGCCUGGCUGUGGGGAGGGAGGCGGAGCGGGACCGGCUGACCACGCUGGACCUCAGCUCUUCACGGCUUCCUGCCACCUGCUCAGGGCUGGCCGUCAUCCUCGAUGGGGCAGGAGGAGGACCGACAGGUGAAGGCCAGAGGAGAGAGCAGCAGGCUGCAGCUCCAGCAGGUACCCGUGGUACGUUCUUUGUGUACUGUAAAUGCUGCUCUUCCAUCCAGUCGGGGAAACUUCGUGUUCGCUGUAGGAGUUGCAGACAGAUGACGCUGACACUCAGCAGGGGUCCGUCCUGCUGGGACGACGUUCUUCUCCCCGGACGAAUCCAUGGCGUCUGUCAGUCUAACGGCUGUCAGGGCCAUGAGGCGGAGUUCUACAUGAAAUGUGCGUCUCACCCGACAUCAGAGGACGACAUCUCUGUGGCUCUGGACCUCAUCCUGUCCAACACCAGGAGCGUGCCCUGCAUCGGCUGCACCGACGUCACGGACGUGGUUCUGGUCUUCCAGUGUUUGGACCGUCAUGUGAUCUGCCUUGACUGUUUCCAUCGGUACUGCCAGACUCGGCUGAAUGAGCGACAGUUUGUGUACGACCCAGUGAUUGGAUACUCACUGCCAUGUGCAGCUGGCUGCCAAAACUCACUGAUCAAAGAGGUGCAUCACUUUAGGAUCCUGGGAGAUGAUCAGUACGGCCGGUACCUGCAGUAUGGCGCCGAGGAGUGUCUGCUGACCAUGGGAGGAAUGAUGUGUCCCUCACCUGGCUGUGGGGCGGGGCUCCUCCCACCUGACGGCAGCAGGAGGGUGGAGUGCGACAGACGGCUGGGCUGCGGCUUUGUCUUCUGCAGGGACUGCAGGGAGGGUUACCACGAGGGGCCGUGUGAGGUCCUGGUAGCCCCGCCCACAGGUGACGCCUCACAGGGUUUUGUGGUGGGGGAGGAAGCGUCUCAGAGAGGCCGAUGGGAGCAGGCGUCUCUGCUGCUCAUCCAGGAGUCGACUAAACCGUGCCCCCGCUGUUCGGUUCCUGUGGAGAGAAACGGUAAGGACCCCACUGAGUAUCAGGUCACACAUGGGGCCCCUGCAUAGAGAGAGAGCAUAUCUCAUCUGAAGGGUUGGCGAUGGGGAGAAAUCUAAAACUCACAGUCCACAAAAAUAUUCAGAUGCAGGUUUAUCUGGAGCAGGUUUCUGUGAGCAGACGAAGCGCCGAACAUGAGAAAGAAAACAAAUUAAGCUUUGAUACAUCCUGAUUUACUGGAACAUUUAGCGCCGGUGCUGGCAGCCUCCUGGGUCCAGUUCAGCAAUAAUGGUCGAUCAGAAACAGGUAAUCCUCAUUAUCAUGUUCCAGCAGAACCUCUGAGAAACCGCUCACUCCACCUUCCUCCAUCAGCGCCAACGCUGCCACCGACCCACAACCGGAGCAGCUUUAGCAGCAGCUGAUGGUUCCACCCCAGGAGCCACCUGACUGCUUAGGAGUUUCAGUCCCUCACAUGAUCUCUGCUCUCAGAAUGCGUCUCAUUUCCAUCCAGAUGUGACAGAAACAGGAAGAUUUCCGUCUCUUCAGGUUGAGCUUUGUUACCUUGUUGAGGCUCCAUGUGGUUCUGGUUCUUUGAACCCAGAAAAGCCCAAACACGUUAACAACAUCGGGUUCUGAGGUGAACCAAACUGAGCUCAGUUAUAUUUCAGUGAGUUUCACUACUUUGUGUUUUUUUUUAUUGUUGAAUAAAAACCUUUGUGCGUGGGUAAAUGUUGUGCGGCAGGUUUGUUAUGCAUCUGCAGACUUUAUAAACAAGAGCCCAGGGUUGGACUGAAGGCGGUGUGUGUCUCC
This is a messenger RNA of Fundulus heteroclitus (mummichog), 2173 nucleotides long. RefSeq names its product parkin RBR E3 ubiquitin protein ligase (gene prkn). Gene Ontology annotation, molecular function: ubiquitin conjugating enzyme binding; ubiquitin protein ligase activity; zinc ion binding. Lineage: Eukaryota; Metazoa; Chordata; Actinopteri; Cyprinodontiformes; Fundulidae. Gene Ontology annotation, cellular component: endoplasmic reticulum; Golgi apparatus; cytoplasm. Bases 103 to 1434 code for a protein of 443 amino acids. The transcript is spliced from 11 exons. The record is from RefSeq and is a predicted model, not a curated record. Gene Ontology annotation, biological process: regulation of apoptotic process; protein polyubiquitination; regulation of cellular response to oxidative stress.